Molecule: messenger RNA, 708 nt
Organism: Fusarium vanettenii 77-13-4
Lineage: Eukaryota; Fungi; Ascomycota; Sordariomycetes; Hypocreales; Nectriaceae
Exons: 1
Source: RefSeq, a predicted model, not a curated record
GGCGGCGAGACGCGGUGCAAGGAGCAGCUCAACUCGGGCCGCAAGAGGGACGGCACCUUUGCCGAGUACGCCGUUGUGCCGAGCCGCUACUUGUUGCGCAUCCCCGCCCACAUCACCGUGCCCGACGAGUUGAUCGCCCCGAUCCUUUGCGGCGGCGUCACUGCUUACGCGGCGAUCAAGAAUGCCGGCGUUGUCGGUGGAAAGUGGGUCGCUGUUUCAGGGGCUGGCGGCGGCGUGGGCGCGCUGGCGGUUCAGUAUGCCAAGGCUAUGGGCUACCGCGUCCUGGGAAUCGAUGUAGGUGAUGCAAAGCGGGACAUGUGCCUCUCAUCUGGGGCAGAUUGCUUUGUCGAUGCGGCUCAGAGCCAGGAUUUACGGCGGGACGUUGAAGUUGCCAUGGGACAGACGGGAGCAGACCUGCUGCUCGUCUGUGCAGCUUCAGGCGGCGCAUACAAUGCAGCGCUGGGCAUUGUUGCGGCCUUUGGCACCUUGGUUAGUGUUGGAAUCCCGCCCCCUGACCAACUGGUUUCUUUCCAUCCUCUGCUUCUUAUCGACAUGGGCAUUAAAAUUGUGGGAUCUGCUGUUGGAACAAAGGAAGACACCCUUGAAGCCAUUGGGUUUGUUCAGAGAGGUCAAGUCAAACCCGUUGUGAAUAUUCAACGCCUAGAAGACCUGCCUGGGCUGGCUUCACGGUUUGGAGAGGUGAGUUAA